Molecule: messenger RNA, 4235 nt
Organism: Dipodomys spectabilis (banner-tailed kangaroo rat)
Lineage: Eukaryota; Metazoa; Chordata; Mammalia; Rodentia; Heteromyidae
Gene: Filip1
Product: filamin A interacting protein 1
Exons: 6
Coding region: 302-3991 (1229 amino acids)
Source: RefSeq, a predicted model, not a curated record
UCUGGGUAGGAGAAUAGAGAAGCAGCUCAGAGUUGUGCGGAUCAGGACUUGAGGGCUUCAGGGAGAGGUGGCUGCCUUUUGCCCUCUUUCCUGCAUGACCUCAGUUGUUGGCUAGUCCUAGGAAAGCAAGUGGGAAACCCUCUCUCUUCUCUAUUCUUGUGGGGCUGGGUAGCUGUCCCAGGACUUCAACCUCUCUGUUGGGGGCUGUAGGACGAGCCACGGGGACAAGUUCUUCAAAGGAGAAACCAACCACUUCCACCCAGGACGUAGCCUUGGUUCAGACAACUGCUAGCAGGUGGGAAUGAGAUCCAGAAACCAAGCGGGUGAAAGUUCAUCGAAUGGGCACAUCUCCUGCCCGAAGUCCUCCAUCAUCAGCAAUGAGGAUGAUAAAAGACUCUCUGAAGAAGCGAAAAAGAAGAACAAAUCAAAUAGGAAGGAGGAAGACGUCAUGGCUUCAGGAACUGUCAAACGACAUCUCAAGACAUCUGGAGAAAGUGAGCGAAAGCCUAAGAAAUCUCUGGAGUUAUCUAGAGAGGAUCUCAUCCAGCUCCUCAGCAUCAUGGAAGGGGAACUGCAGGCCAGGGAAGAUGUGAUCCAUAUGUUGAAGACAGAGAAAACCAAGCCCGAGGUUCUGGAGGCUCAUUACGGUUCUGCGGAGCCCGAGAAAGUUCUGCGAGUGCUGCAUCGCGAUGCCCUCCUGGCUCAGGAGAAGUCCAUAGGAGAAGAUGUCUAUGAGAAACCCAUCUCAGAGCUGGACAGGCUGGAGGAGAAGCAGAGGGAGACAUAUCGGCGCAUGCUUGAGCAGCUGCUGCUGGCCGAGAAGUGUCACCGGCGCACGGUGGACGAGCUGGAGACGGAGAAGCACAAGCACACGGACUACAUGAACAAGAGCGACGACUUCACCAACCUGCUGGAGCAGGAGCGGGAGAGGCUGAAAAAGCUGCUUGAACAAGAAAAGGCUUACCAGGCUCGCAAGGAGAAAGAAAACGCCAAGCGACUCAAUAAACUCAGAGACGAGCUGGUGAAACUCAAGUCGUUUGCGCUCAUGCUGGUGGAUGAGAGGCAGAUGCACAUCGAACAGCUGGGCCUGCAAAGCCAGAAGGUCCAAGACCUCACUCAGAAACUGCGAGAAGAGGAAGAAAAGCUCAAAGCCAUCACCUCCAAAUCCAAAGAAGACAGACAGAAACUACUCAAGUUGGAGGUGGACUUCGAACACAAGGCUUCCAGGUUCUCUCAGGAGCAUGAAGAGAUGAAUGCUAAGUUGGCCAACCAGGAGUCUCACAACAGACAGCUCCGACUCAAGCUGGUGGGCCUGUCUCAAAGAAUCGAGGAGCUUGAAGAGACCAAUAACAACCUCCAAAAGGCCGAGGAAGAACUGCAGGAGCUCAGGGAUAAGAUCGCCAAAGGAGAAUGCGGCAACUCCAGCCUCAUGGCAGAGGUGGAAAACCUCCGGAAGCGGGUGCUGGAAAUGGAGGGUAAAGAUGAGGAAAUCACAAAAACCGAGUCCCAGUGCAGAGAGCUGCGGAAGAAACUCCAGGAGGAGGAGCACCACAGCAAGGAGCUCAAGCUGGAAGUGGAGAAACUGCAGAAGAGGAUGUCCGAACUGGAGAAGCUGGAAGAAGCGUUCAGCAGGAGUAAAUCUGAGUGCUCCCAGCUCCACCUGAACCUGGAGAAAGAGAAGAACUUAAGCAAAGACCUGCUGAACGAGCUGGAGGUGGUGAAGCAUCGCGUGAAGGAGCUGGAGGAUUCCGAGGGUCGCCUGGAGAAGGCCGAGCUGGGCCUCCGCGAGGAUCUGACCAAGCUGAAGUCCUUCACCGUGAUGCUGGUGGACGAGAGGAAAAACAUGAUGGAGAAGAUAAAGCAAGAAGAGAGGAAAGUGGAUGGCCUCAACAAGAAUUUCAAGGUGGAGCAGGGCAAGGUGAUGGACGUCACGGAAAAACUCAUCGAAGAGAGCAAGAAGCUGUUGAAACUGAAGUCGGAGAUGGAAGCCAAGGUGUCCGGCCUGAGGAAGGAGAGGGACGAGCUGGUGGGCAAACUGAAGAGCGAACAGGAGAGAUCCUCGGCCCUGAGCGGCAGCGUGGAGCUGCUGCAGAAGAGGCUGGACGGCCUAGAGGAAGUGGAGAGAGAGCUGGCCCGGGGGAGGGCGCGCAAAGGGCCUGAGCUCACCGGCCCCGAAGAUAACAAGAUCCGAGAACUCACGCUGGAGAUCGAGAGGCUGAGGCAGCGGCUGCAGCAGCUGGAGGUGGUGGAGGGCGAUCUGAUGAAGACGGAGGACGAGUAUGAUCAACUGGAACGGAAAUUCCGCACGGAGCAGGACAAGGCCAACUUCCUGUCGCAGCAGCUGGAGGAGAUCAAGCACCAGAUGGCGAAGAACAAAGCCGUGGAGAAAGGCGAGGCGGCCAGCCAGGAGGCGGAGCUGCGCCACCGCUUCCGGCUGGAGGAGGCCAAGAGUCGAGACCUGAAAGCCGAGGUCCAGGCGCUGAAAGAGAAGAUCCACGAGCUGAUGAACAAGGAGGACCAGCUCGCCCAGCUGCAGGUGGAUCACUCGGUCCUGCAGCAGAGGUUCCUGGAGGAGGAGACCAAGAACAAGAGCCUGGGCCAGGAGGUGCUGGGCCUCACCAAAGAGCUGGAGCUCUCCAGGCGCUACGGCCGCGCGCUGCGGCCCAGCGGGGCCGGGCGCAGGAUGGUGGACGUGCCGGUGGCGUCCACGGGCGUCCAGACGGACGCGGUGGGCAGCGAAGCCGUCGAGGACGAGACGCCGGCCGUCUUCAUCCGGAAGUCCUUCCAAGAGGAAAACCACAUCAUGAGUAACCUGAGACAGGUGGGGCUGAAGCGGAACCCCGAGCGGGCCGCCUCCGUCCUCGACCGCUACCCACCCGCCGCCAACGAGCUGGCCCUGCGCAAGUCGUGGAUCCCGUGGAUGCGCCGGCGGGAGGGCGGCGCCCCGACGGCGGGGACGGCGGCGGCGGGGGCGCCCCGGGCCGGGCACUCCGGGGAGCUGGUCGUGUCCCCCAAGCAGGGCCAGCCGCUGCACAUCCGCGUGACCCCCGAUCACGAGCACAGCACGGCCACCCUGGAGAUCACCAGCCCCACGUCGGAAGAGUUCUUCUCCAGCACCACCGUCAUCCCCACCCUGGGCACCCAGAAGCCCAGGAUCACCAUCAUCCCGUCCUCCAACAUCCUGGCUCAGAGAUCCAAGGGCGCCGAGGCCGCGCUGGGCCCCGAGCGGGCCGUGUCGCCCGUCACCAUCACCACCUUCUCCCGGGAGAAGCCCCCCGACGGCGCCCGAGGCUCCGCGGCCGAGCGCGCCGCGUCCCCGGUGCAGAUCGUCACGGUGUCCACGUGCGCGGCGGCGCCCGGGCCGGGCGAUGGAGCGCCGGCGGCGGCGGCGGCGGCGGCGGCGCCCGGGCCCGCGGACGCCGCCCUGGGGAGGACCGUGCUCAGGGUCACGCCCGAGAAGCCCGCGGCGCCCGCGCCCGCGCGCAAGUUCAACGCCAACGCCAACAUCAUCACCACCGAGGACAACAAGAUCCACAUCCACCUGGGCUCGCAGUUCAAGCGCAGCCCUGGCGCCGCCGACGCCGCCUCCGCCAGCCCCGUCAUCACCGUCCGCCCCGUCGGCGGUGGCGUGGCCGCCGAGAAGGAGGCGCCCACGGGCACCGUCCUCCGCGCUCCCCGGGGCCACGGGGCCCGGGCCGGAGCCGCCAAACUCACCAGCACCAUCACCAUCACUCCCGUCACCGCCUCCUCCACCCGGGGCACGGUGUCUGCGUCAGUACAAGAUGGGUCUUGCCAGCGGCCUACACCCACCCGCAUUCCCGUGUCAAAAGGUAUGAAAUCAGGAAAGCCGGUAGUGGCAGCCCCAGGAGCAGGAAAUCUGACCAAAUUCGAGCCUCGGGCUGAGACUCAGUCUAUGAAAAUAGAGCUGAAGAAAUCGGCAGCCAGCAGCGCUACCUCUCUCGGAGGGGGAAGGGCAGAGGGCAGUAGCUGAGGGGGUAUGUCACGCAGAUGCUUCCGCUGCCUGCAUGCCUGUGAAAACCAGCCUUCUGUCUGUGCCCACACUUGAUGUGUGCUAACUGAAGUCCGAAGCCUCUUGUUUGUAAAAUAACCAACUAAUAGCCAUGUGCUUUUCUUCUUUGUGCAUUUGUUUUGAUGCGGGGGAGAGGAACAGAAUGGCUGUUUGUGGUGUGGUUUAUUAGGGUUGCCUGGCUAGGAGCCUGGCCUGGCUUUUAAUC